Molecule: messenger RNA, 1752 nt
Organism: Melampsora larici-populina 98AG31
Lineage: Eukaryota; Fungi; Basidiomycota; Pucciniomycetes; Pucciniales; Melampsoraceae
Exons: 5
Coding region: 1-1752 (583 amino acids)
Source: RefSeq, a predicted model, not a curated record
AUGCCAGCCAGCCGUCGCACCACCAGACGAAAAAAGUCAGCGUCACCUGAAACCGAUUCAUCAGCAGGCUAUGCUCCUCCCACCAAUACGGCUGGACCACGACGCAAAACGAACCACAACAUCGACACUUUCAGCCAAGCCACUGAUCCCCCAAGGACCAAGAAGCGCAGACGCACAGACGACGAACACCCACUUGAAACCACCCACACCGAAGACGACAAACACCCUACGACUUCUAGCACCUCUCCAAACAUGAGUAACUAUUGCCAACUGGGAAACGAAUGGGGUAUGCCGCGUGCGGAGCGAAAUCUAGCUCAACUUGACUUACCAAAGAACAACCGCAUAUCAGCCAUUGGCCUCUACGAGGCACAGGCACUCCAAGUGUCCUAUGAGCUAGACAAGACAAUGCUCUGCAUUGUCUUGAAGUGCAGUAGAAAAGUCCUCGAUGACGCAUUACUCAAAGGACCACUCUCGCGCGAACCCAACAUGUACACAAAUUAUCAAACGUAUAGCAACGUUGCUACCAAAACACCAAUAAAAAUCUUAAACAUAUCAAUGAAACAGGUCGCUUACGUUGAUCGCACAGUGCCACCCAAGGGCGUAUCUCAGGGCUUUCCGGAACGUAAUACCAUAGUUGGCAACACUUGGUCCAACUACGACAAGGACGAACACAAAGUUUUCACCCCUCGCUUAUUCGAGCGCCUAUGUAUCGGGACCAGCAAAGCGUAUGCACUCACCUCAACACCUCUAGGGAUUCCUGCCUCCACCAAAACAACAACCGCUGGCCUUGAACCAACACCUCUAGGAAUUCCUCCCUCCGCCAAAACAACAACCGCUGGCCUUGAACCACUGACGCAGGAGGAAUGCGAAAAAUACAUUCCUAUCUUUGAGCGCUUGGUCAAUCUAACUAAGGUAUCACAUGACUUACAUGACGGCCGACUCUGGAGGCAUAGUGGCAAAAGCAAGAACCACACCUCCGAGCAACUUCUAAAUCAAGAAAUCAGCAAAGCAGUUCGCCAGUUUCAUCUCUUGAACAGUCACUUCAAUCUACAAUACCACCUCCUUGUGGCCCGUUGGAACCCGGCAUCCACUGGCUCCAAUGCGCUAUUUCAGGACGAGUUCACCACAUGUGAAAGGUGGGCCCGGUCAGAACAAAAAACUCACCUUCUUGAACGAUUCACCUUUGAAUCAACCAAGGCGCCACAACAUCUCCGAACAACACGAAAAGAGCCUAAGCCAAUGUCGGAAGCCGCUGCUCGCCAAGCCAAUCGUAGGGCUGAACUCGCGAAAGCUUUGAACGAGUUGAUGGGACCACAUUUGCGCGGGGGCUAUCAGGGCAAGGGAGACGCCCACCCCAAGGUUGCGGACCUGAAGAAAGUAUUUGAGACCAAGGAGUUUCGUGGCGGCGUGAAACUAACAUUCAACCGCACUCCGGAGAGCAGCAUUACCGAUAUGAUGCUUUGGAAGGGCCCCAGCGCCCUUUCUAAUGAUGAGGUGGAUAUCUGGAUACAAGACAUCAAGAUGAAGUAUUAUACCAUCAACCGGGCCGAGCCCGAGUCAAGUCGUGACUCUGAAAAGAAACUUGGUGAAGCGCAGGAUAAGUCUGACAAUGACCGACCCAUCGGAACCAUUCCCAACUUAGAUGAAGCUGCUCACAAUCUGGAUGAUUGUUCAACGCCAAUAAUUGGUACCAUUCCCAAGUUAGAUGAAGCUGCUCAGAACCUGGAUGAUAGAUCACCGCCAAUAUUAUAG